AUGCAGCCCGUCAGUCAGUCAGUCAGUCCUCUCAUUUCCCUCAACCGUGAAGGAACGAGGGUUUCUCCUCUCACGGAUGCAGUGCCUGUAGCUAUGGAGAACCUCCAAGGCUGCGGUGGGAAGCGCCCUAAUGCUUCUCGACAGGUAGCUAGGCCCUGCCUGUUGUGGCUCCUGGGAUUGGUCCUGCACCUGACCCUCACCUCCUCUCAGCGUGUUGACCUGAAGCACCCCGUAGUGUCCACGGGCUACGGGAAGGUCCGUGGCAUCAGGAAGGAGCUCAACAACGAGAUCUUAGGCCCAGUGGAACAGUACCUAGGCGUGCCCUAUGCCACCGCCCCCAUAGGCGAGCGGCGGUUCCAGCCGCCCGAAGCCCCAGGCUCCUGGCAGGAGAUUCGCAAUGCCACCCAUUUUGCGCCCGUGUGCCCCCAGAACGUGCACGGGGUUUUACCAGAGAUCAUGCUGCCGGUGUGGUUCACGGACAACCUGGAUGCCGCCGCCACCUACGUUCAGAACCAGAGCGAAGACUGCCUUUACCUCAAUAUUUAUGUACCCACAGAGGACGGGGUCACCGCUUACAGAAAAGCAGAUGCUGUCUCCAAGGACAUGCUCUGCCUUAUGUCAGUAGAAAGGGGCAAUGUUCUGAAUGCAAAUGAGCUCGGUGCCCUUCCCCACCGAGCCACCAUGUAG
Menidia menidia (Atlantic silverside) is the source of this 687-nucleotide messenger RNA. The record is from the annotation of a GenBank genome assembly. Lineage: Eukaryota; Metazoa; Chordata; Actinopteri; Atheriniformes; Atherinopsidae.